AUGAAAACUGAGGCCUAUCCAGGGGAGUCUCCGGGGCAGUCCGGCCGCACCAUGAAGGCCCUGCUUCUGCUCGCGCUGGGCCUGCGUCUGGCCACCGGAGUCGGACACUGGUGUGAGCGCACGGUGGAGGAGCGAGUGGAGCGGAUAACCUCCCCCCGUCUGCAGAGGGAAGUGGACUGCUCCAACGUGUACCAGUACAAUCUGCAGGGCUGGAAGCUGGACGUGGACCGGAUGCGCCAACAGCACGGGGGGGACGACGGCAUCGCCCUGUAUUACAGACAACACGGCCUGAACGCAUCCUGCUACCUGUUCAAGCCGGAGGAGAAGGAGAUCCAGGAGCUGAACAGGACCAUGCAGAGCUGUUGUGAGGGCUGGGCUGGGCCUCGCUGUGCUGAGGGUACGGAUGCGCGCGGUCGCUGCUUCUCCACCUGGAGCUGUGAGGAGUUCCCGGGUGUCCACAACUCCUCGCUGAUGCCUCUGGAGCACUGCUGCGGGAGCGUGUGGGGCCUGAGCUGGAGGAACGCGUCCGACCUGGCCUGCCUGUCCUGCUCCUACUCCCUGCUCGCCGACUCCCCGUCCACGCCCCUGCGUCGCGGGGGGGUCCUGGGGGCUCUCCGGAACCCGCAGGGCUCCGCCACGUGCCUGACGUGGGGCGGGGCGCACUACCGCACCUUCGACCGGAAGCACUUCCACUUCCUGGGCAGCUGCACCUACAUCAUGGCCUCGUCCACCGACGGCACCUGGGCCGUGUACCUGAGCAGCGUCUGUGACCAACAGGCCCGCUGCAGCAAGGCCCUGAGACUGAUGUUAGCGAUGGACCUGGUGUCCAUCCAUCACGGGAACUUGACGCUCAACGGCCAACUGGUCCCUCAAGGCCAGGCCCUCUUCCAGAACGGAGUCAGCGUGCACUGGCUCGGAGACUUUGUGUUCGUGGAGAGCGGGCUUGGGGUCCGGGUGAAGUUUGACAUGGGCAACAGCGUCUACCUGACCGUCACUGCAGAGCACCUCACCGCCACCAGGGGGCUGUGUGGAGUCUACAACAACAAUGGCGACGAUGACUUCACCACCGUCGCUGGGACGGUCUCCCAGUACGCCGCCAGUUUUGGGAACUCAUGGCGAGUCCCCGACCAGCAGACAGAGGGCUGCAGUGAUGCAGCAGAGCUGGGGCACAGCUGCGAUGUCGUUGGCGAUCCGGCCCUGCGUAAGGAGGCGGAGCUGGUGUGCCACAGGCUACAGGACACGCCCUUCUCACAGUGCCACCACCGGGUGGAUCCGGCAGCGUACGUGGACACCUGUCUGUACCUGCACUGCAGCCUGGGCGCUCGGGAGCGGGAGGGGGCCACGUGCGACACCCUGGCCAGCUACGCCCGCGAGUGCGCCCAGCAGCACCUCAUCCUGAGCUGGAGGAGCCCGGAGCUGUGUGAGCGGGUGUGCCCGCGGGGGCAGGUGUUUUCCGACUGCGUCUCCUCCUGCCCGCCCAGCUGCUCGUCUCACCUGCCCCCCGCCCCGGGGCAGUGCCGGGAGGAGUGCGUGGGGGGGUGUGAGUGCCCCCCGGGGCUGUUCCUGCACCGCGGGACGUGUCUGCCCCGGGAGGACUGCCCCUGCUUCCACCGCCGGCACACCUACCAGCCCGGAGACACCAUCCCGCAGAGGUGCAACACCUGCGUGUGUAAAGCCGGGCAGUGGGAGUGUUCGAAGGAGAGGUGUGCGGCUCAGUGCAGCCUGCUGGGCGGGAUGCAGGUCACGACCUUCGACAGCAAGAGAUACACCCUGCAGGGCGGAGACUGUGGCUUCACUGUGGUGGAGGACUUUGUGGACAGUAAACUGCGGGUGACCGUACAGAGCGGGGCGUGUUUGGCCGGGGGCAGGCAGGGCUGCCUGCGGGAGAUGUCCGUCACCGCCCUCCGAACCACGGUGACGGUGAGCGGUGCGGGCGGAGUGGCGGUUAACGGCCAGAGGGAGGCGUUGCCCGUGGUGACGGCGGACCUGGUGGUGCGCCAGGCCUCCUCCUCCUUCCUGGUGAUCCAGGCCUUCGGCGCGCGGCUGAUGUGGCACCUCGACGGGUCCUACGCCCUCAUCACCCUCCAGCCCGGCUUCGCCCACAAGGUGCGAGGGCUGUGUGGCACGCUGACCUGGAACCAGCACGAUGACUUCACCACGCCCGAGGGAGACGUGGAGAGCAGCGUCUCCUCCUUCGCCGGCAAGUUCACCACCUCCUCCGACUGCCUGGCCCCCCACGGGGCCCCACCGGACCCCUGCGGCACCUACACACAGCGCAGGCAGUACGCCGAGACCGUCUGCAGCAUCAUCCACAGCUCCGCGUUCCAGCCGUGCCACGACGUGGUGGAGCGGGAGCCCUACUGGCGGCUGUGUCUGAUGGAGGUGUGCGGAUGCACGCCCCAGCGGCAGUGCCAGUGCACGGUGCUCACCGCCUACGCCCGGCAGUGCGCCGAGGAGGCCGUGCCCGUCAGCUGGAGGAACCACACCUUCUGCCCGGUGCAGUGCUCGGGGGGCCAGGUGUACCAGGAGUGCGGGCGGCCGUGCGGGGGCUCCUGCUCCGACCUGCGGCUGGACUGGAGCUGCCCUCGCGACGCCCUCAGCUGUGUGCCGGGCUGCCAGUGCCCCCAGGGGCUGGCGCAGGACGACACGGGCCAGUGCGUGCCCGUGGGCAUGUGCCCCUGCGUGCUGGGAGACGUCUUACACCAGCCGGGGGACGCCGUUCAGAACAACUGCAACACCUGUGUGUGUGCGCGGGGUGUGUGGAACUGCACGGAGGAGGCCUGUCCGGAGCUGAACCAGUGCCCCGGGAUGCUGGUGUACUCCCCGCGCUCCUGCCUGCGCUCCUGCUCCAGCCUGGACGCCCCCGGGCCCUGCGCCCAGCCCCUGUACGGCUGUGUGUGUCCCGAGGACACUGUGCUGCUGGGAGACCGGUGUGUCCCGCCAGCUGAGUGUCCCUGUCACCACAACGGCAAACUGUACUACAACAACGACACCAUCACUAAGGACUGCAACACCUGCGUGUGUCGGGGCCGGCGCUGGCACUGCGGCCAGUCGCUCUGCGUGGGCACCUGCGUCGCCACGGGCGACCCGCACUACGUGACGUUCGACGGCCGCUGCUUCUCCUUCCUGGGCGACUGCGAGUACGUGCUGGUGCAGGAGCGGGAGGGACUGUUCAGCGUCAGCGCCGAGAACGUGCCCUGCGGCAGCACCGGCGUCACCUGCACCAAGUCCGUCACCCUCACCAUGGGCAACACCGCCAUCCACCUGCUCAGGGGGAAGUCGGUGACGGUGAACGGCAUGCCGGUGAGCUUGCCCCGGGCCUACACCGGCAGCGGGCUGAGCCUAGAGCGGGUCGGACUCUUCGUCUCCCUCUCCUCCCGGCUGGGGGUCACCCUGCUCUGGGACGGAGGUAUGCGGGUGUACGUGCACCUCUCUCCGACGUUCCGCGGGAGAGUGGGGGGGCUGUGCGGGAAUUUCGACGGCGACUCGGAGAACGACUUCGUCACACGGCAGAGCAUCGUGGAGUCCACCGCGGAGCUGUUUGGGAACUCCUGGAAGGUCAACCCGUCCUGUCCCGAUGUGAAGGACCAGGACCUGCGAGACCCCUGCACUAUAAACCCUCACCGUGUGACCUGGGCCAGGAAGCGCUGCACCGUGAUCACCCAGGAGCUCUUCUCCUCCUGCCACCAGGAGGUGCCCUUCCAGCAGUUCUACGACUGGUGUGUCUUUGACGCCUGUGGCUGUGACUCCGGGGGAGACUGUGAGUGUCUGUGCACAGCGGUCGCGGCGUACGCUGAGGAGUGUAACCGCAGGGGCAUUUACAUCCGCUGGAGGUCCCAGUCCCUGUGCCCUCUGCAGUGUGAGAAUGGGCUGGUGUAUGAGCCCUGUGGUUCGGCCUGCGCCCCCUCCUGCCCCAGCAGCAUGCAGAGCGCAGACUCAGCCUGCAGCGCCCUCUCCUGUGUGGAGGGCUGCUUCUGCCCCCCCGGCACCGUCUGGAACGGCGACAGCUGCAUUGCGCCUGCACUCUGCCCCUGCGAAUGGGACGGCUCUGUGUUUCCUUCUGGCGCCAUUGUGGCUCAAGACUGCCAGAACUGCUCGUGUGCGGCGGGGUCCUGGCUGUGUGUGGGGGUCCCGUGGCCCCCCGCGCCCCCGUGUCUGGAGACGGAGUUCCAGUGCGCGGCGGGGCGCUGCGUGCCGGCGCUCUGGGUGUGUGACAACGAGGACGACUGCGGGGACGGCUCGGACGAGCUGUGCGCCACCUCCUGCUCCCCCGCCCAGUUCCGCUGCGCCAGCGGGCCCUGCCUCCACCAAUCGCUGCGCUGCGACGGCCACGCCGACUGCGCCGACCAAUCGGACGAGGAGUUCUGCGCCCCGCCCACGCCCGCCCCGCUCUGCCCGCCCGGGGAGUUCCAGUGCGCCAGCGGCCGCUGUGUGCCGCCCGGCCGCGUGUGUGACGGCCGCCCGGACUGCGGCUUCGCUGACGACUCCGACGAACAGGCCUGCGACUCGGCGUGCGGGCGAGGGGAGUUCCGGUGUGCGGGGGGGCGCUGCGUGCCCUACCUGCACCGCUGCGACGGUCACGAUGACUGUGCGGACCUGAGCGACGAGCGGGGGUGCGUGUGCCCCCCGGGGGAGCUGCAGUGUCCCGGGGGCGCCUGCGUCCCCGCCCAGAGGGUGUGUGACGGACACCGGGACUGUCCAACCGGCAUGGACGAGGCGGUGUGCCCGCCCACAGUGACCUGCGCCCCCGGACAGUUCCCCUGCGCUGACGGUACCUGUGUGCUGAGGGCCCGGCUCUGUGACGGGGUGACAGACUGCCCGGGGGGAGAGGACGAAGACCAGGCUAACUGCCACACCGUCACCAUGCCGACUGUCACCGGGGUGACGCCGGGCCCGUCCCUCUCCCCGCCUGUGCCCAGCUCAGGCUGCGGGCGGUAUGAGUUUGGCUGUGCCAGCGGGCAGUGUGUGCCCCAGGCCUGGCGGUGUGACGGGGAGACGGACUGCACGGAUGGCAGUGAUGAGCAGCGCUGUGAGAGGGUCUGUGGGCCGGGCCAGUUCCCCUGCGGCAGCCAGGACCAGUGUGUGGAGCAUCAGCAGCUGUGUGACGGAACACCCCACUGCAGAGACGCUUCUGACGAGAGUGUGGACAACUGUGGCUCCUCUCAGAUCCCGCCGUGUCCCGGCAGUUUUAAGUGUGAUAACCGCACGUGCGUGAACAUGAGCCGCGUGUGUAACGGCGUGGCGGACUGCCCGCAGGGCGAGGACGAGCUGCUGUGUGCCCGGCCUUCUGCAACCCCUGUGCCUCCGGGCUCCGGAAACACCAGCCGUACCUGCCCAGAACACACCUGUCUGGAUGGCACCUGCCUCUCCUUCAAAGAGGUGUGUAACGGUAUCCCAGAAUGCCCUGACGGCGGGCCCUCGGACGAGCAGGACUGCAGGGCGUGGGACCCCUGGGGCCCCUGGGGGCCCUGCAGCCAGACCUGCGGGGUGGGGUCUAAGAGCCGACUCAGACACUGCCCCCCGGGGGACACUCUGCGCCACUGCAGGGGGGAGGACUCACAGACUCAGCACUGCUUCUCCGUGUCCUGUCCAGUUGACGGCCGGUGGUUGCCGUGGACGACGUGGUCGAACUGCUCCAAGGGGUGUGGAGGGGUGGAGGUGCGGGAGAGGGAGUGCGUCCCUCCUCAAAAUGGCGGCCGGGCCUGUACCGAUCUUCCCGAGGAGCCGGCCGUCUCCACAGAGAUCAAGCCGUGUCCCCAGGAGAGCUGUGCCAACGCCUCGUGUCCGGCAGGCCUGGUCAUGCGAGGCUGUGCCCGCUGCCCCCUCACCUGCGCCCACCUGGGCAGCAACACCACCUGUGACGCCAACACCACCUGCUUCUCAGGCUGCUGGUGCCCUGAGGGGCGGGUGCUGAGCCACGCCCAGGUGUGCGUGCGGCCGGAGGACUGCGUGUGCGAGGUGUCGGGGGUGCGGUACUGGCCCGGGCAGCAGGUGAAGGCGGGCUGCGAGAUCUGCACCUGCGUGAGGGGCCGACCCCAACGCUGCAGACCCAACCCCGAGUGUGCAGUGCAUUGUGGGUGGUCGGCCUGGUCGCCCUGGGGAGAGUGCCUGGGCCCGUGUGGCGUGCAGAGCGUGCAGUGGUCCUUCAGGAGCCCCAACAACCCCACCAAGCACGGCAACGGCCGGCAGUGCCGCGGGAUUUACCGCAAAGCUCGCCGCUGUCAGACGGACCCGUGUGACGAGUGUGAGUUCCAGGGCCUGACCUACAUCAUCGGGGAGCACUGGCGGGCGGGGCAGUGUCAGCUGUGCCAGUGUCUGCCCAACCUCACCGUGCAGUGCGCCCCCUACUGCCCCCACUUCACCGGCUGCCCCCAGGGACAGACCCUGGUUCCGGGGGAUGGAGACCGGUGUUGCUACUGUGACAGGACAGCUGGGAACGGCUCCGUCGUCCUGACAACCCCAGGGUCCCUCCCCGUCAGCAUUGUGCCCUCCGUGCCACCAGAGGGCCCCCUGCACCCCAUCCCCUCCUACCCCCUGCCUGCUGCAGACGAGUGCUGGAGCCCCCUGGUGCAGUCUCUCCCGGACUCCAGCUUUGACGCCUCCUCCCACCAGCACGGCCACCCCCCCUCCGCGGGGCGUCUGCACGCGCGGGACCCCCACAGCGACCUGCAGGGCUGGGGGCCGGAGCCUGAGCGCUACCGCGACCUGCCGCCGUGGGCCCCCGAGGGCCCCUACAGCGACUACAGCCACCGCUCCGUGCAGCCGCCCUACCUGCAGCUGGACCUGCUGCGGCCCCGCAAUAUCACGGGUAUCAUAACGCAGGGCGGGGGUGUGUUCGACGCGUUUGUGUCCAGUUUCUACCUGCAGUUCAGUAAUGACGGGAGGCACUGGUACACCUACCAGGAGCUGAUUACUGACGCUCGCCCCCGUGCCAAGGUGUUCCUGGGUAACCGUGACGACAGUGGCACGGCGCAGGUGAGGCUGGACAGGAUGGUGUCCGCGCAGUACGUGCGAAUCCUGCCGCACGACUUCCAGAACGGGAUCUACCUGAGAGUGGAGCUAAUGGGCUGUGGAGAGGGUCUCCAGUGGCUCUCCACCCCGUCUCCCACAGUGCUCUCCGUCCCGCCCUGGCGGCCCUGCAGGGAGCAGGAGUACCGCUGUGGGAACGGGCGCUGUGUGCCGGCGGGGCCCCGGGGGGUCCUGUGCGACGGGGUGAACGACUGCGGAGACGCUUCGGACGAGCUGCACUGCGGCUCCCAGCCCCCUCCGACCUCGCGGGGCCCCCAGGGCUGCCUGAGAGGGCAGUUCUCCUGCCCGCCACCAGGGGACUGCAUCGAGGUGACCCAGCGCUGUGACGGACAGCCUGACUGCCCCGACGGAGCGGAUGAGAUGGGCUGUUUCCCCCACUCGAACCUCACCACCCUCACCCCGGGAGGAGAGAGGCCUGGAGGUCCGACACCCUCCCCCCGCACGACCCCCCGUAUGGCCGCUGUCUCUGUGCCCCAGCCUGGCACCACUGCAGCCCCGGGAGAAGGGGAGCCUUGGUGGAAAGGCGUCUGCUCCUCUCCUUUGGGUCUGGAGGACGGCCGGAUUCGGUACGGUCAGCUGAGCUCCUCCACGUACCGCCAGAACAACCCCGCCGACGCCGGGCGGCUCAACAUCGUGCCCAACGUGCUGAUCAUGGAGCCCGGGUGGAGCCCGCUGCGGGACGACCCCCGGCCCUUCUUCCAGGUGGACCUGCGGGAGCCCACCUGGGUGUCGGGCGUGGUGACCCAGGGCAGCGAGGCCACCUCCGGCUACUUCACCCAGUACCGGCUGGCCUUCGCCCUGGAGGAGAGAGACUUCGCCGACUACACCGAGAGCGCCGAUGGGAGCUCGCCCGUCAAGGUGUUUGACGUGCACAUGGUGGGUCGCGCGCCGGUCACACGCUGGCUGGGCAGGCUGGUGCGGGCGCGGUUCCUCCGCAUCGUUGCCGUGAAGUUCCGCCCGACCUUUCACCUCCGCGUGGAGAUCCUGGGCUGCAGGGGAGACCUGGUCACUCCCGGCAGCGUGACACUGCCCCCUGGUGGCGGAGCGGUCACACCUGCGCUCUGCGCCGGCGGCCAUUUUGCGUGUCACAGCGGAGGUUGUGUGCCCGUCUCCAAGCUGUGUGAUGGCCGCCAGGACUGCGCUGACCACUCGGACGAGCUGGGCUGUGGUACAGGUGUUCCGGGCCUCCGGGACCGGACCGGGCCCACAGGGAGUCCCGGGAUUCUGGGCCUGACCACCCCCAGGUCGUCCUAUCUCACCACAGGGACCCCCGGGCUGGGGCCUCAUGUUUCGGGCCCCACAGGAGAACCCGGCAUUAUUGACCUCAGCAGGUUCACGCCCACGCCCUCGGACGGCGGCCUACCCAGGGUGCUUUGCGUGGAGGGGCAGUUCGCGUGCCGGUCGUUCGGCUGCGUGGACACGGCGUUUGUGUGUGACGGACAGCUGGACUGUCCCGACGGCUCGGACGAAGAUCGCUGUGGUGAGUAUCAUGGCGUGUCGUACAGAUUGUACACUUGUUGGCGCCCCCUGGUGCCCAGCCCCUGCUCCGCCAAGCAGUUCUCCUGCGGCAGCGGGGAGUGCGUGCACCUGGACAGGAAGUGCGACCUGCAGAGGGACUGCCUGGACGGGUCCGACGAGCAGGGCUGCGUGGACUGCAUCCUGUCCCCCUGGACCCCGUGGAGUCAGUGCAGCGUGAGCUGUGGCCUGGGGUCUCUGUUCCGCCAACGGGACGUCCUGCGCGAGGCCCAGCCCGGCGGGGACUGUGGGGGCACUCUGUUCGACAGCCGCGCCUGCUUCACCCAGGCCUGCAGGGUGGACGGGCAGUGGUCGGACUGGUCGGACUGGUCCCAGUGCGAUGCCAAGUGCAGCGGCGGGGUGCGGGUGAGGAACAGGACCUGCUCCAACCCCCCUCCCAAAAACGGCGGUCAGGAGUGCCAGGGCAUGACCAUUCAGACGCAGGGCUGCAACACCCAGCCCUGUGGGCCCAACAUCGACUCACACACAGGCUGCAGCAGUGGCAUGGAGCUGGUCAGGGAGGCAGACUGCCUGGGGGGCCGAGUGGAGCCCUGCCCCCUCACCUGUGCUGACAUCUCCUCUCAGAGGACCUGCACCUCACUCUGUGUUACAGGAUGCCGCUGUCCCAUUGGUCAGUUCCUGCAGGACGGACAGUGUGUGAAUGCCAGUCAGUGUGCCUGCCUGUGGGAGGGCGGGGUCAUCCAGCCCGGAGAGGAAGUCGUCAAGGAGAACUGCAGCACCUGUGUUUGCCAAGAUGGGCGUGUCUCCUGCAACGACUCCUCCUCCUGCACUGCUCUCUGUGAUUGGUCGGCCUGGUCGUCAUGGACACCGUGCGACAGCACCUGCGGGAUUGGCCUGCAGCAGAGAUUCAGGUCUCCUGUCACCCCACCUGGCCGGGUCAGACCUCCCUGUCCUGGAGACUAUACUGAGGCCCAACAAUGCUUCACCCCCUGUACCCCAGUACUGUAAGGGGCGCCGUGGGGCCAGUGGACGGCCUGGUCCGAGUGCAGCAGGUCCUGCUUCCUGCUCGUGGACGAGGUGGGCCUCAGGAGGAGGUUCCGCAGCUGCAACGGCACCGACAGCACCUCCUGCCUGGGGGAGACAGAGGAGCAGGAGCCCUGCAACACCCUGCUGUGCCCUGUGCACGGCGGCUGGUCGCCAUGGUCACCGUGGUCUGCGUGUUCCUCGGACUGUGACUCCGGGGCCCAGACCCGACAGCGGCUCUGCAGCUCGCCCCCCCCGCAGCACGGGGGGGAGGCCUGCCCCGGCCCCCACAUCCAGACCCGCGACUGCAACACCCACCCCUGCUCAGAGGUGUGUCCCCAGGGGAUGAUGUACAUGAGCGCGGACCAGUGCGAGCUGCACGGAGGGGCGUGUCCCCGGGUGUGCCUGGACAUGACCCCCACGGUGGAGUGCGCCACGGCCUGCUACGACGGCUGCUACUGCUCGCCGGGGCUCUACCUGUUCAACAACACCUGCGUGCCCCUGGCCAGCUGCCCCUGCUACCACCGGGGGGCGCUGUACGCGGCGGCCGAGAACGUCACGCUGGACGCCUGCAACAACUGCACCUGUAAGAAUGGAGAGAUGGAUUGUGGGAAGGAGCCGUGCCCGGUUGACUGUGGCUGGAGCGGCUGGACGGGAUGGAGCACGUGCAGCCGCACCUGCGACGUGGGCGUCAGGCGGCGGUACCGCUCAGGGACCAAUCCCGUGCCGGCGUUCGGGGGGCGGGCCUGCCAGGGGGACCGGGUGGAGAUGGACUCCUGCAGCCUGGAGCCCUGUCGCGGGUCGAAGGAGCCCUGGAGCUCCUGGUCGGAGUGCUCGGUGUCGUGCGGGGGAGGGUACAGGAACAGGACUCGGGGGGUGCAGAAAACCCACGGGACCGCCCAGCAGUUCAGCGCCUGCAACCUGCAGCCCUGCGGUAACGAGCUGAUCUGUCCAGGUGAGCAGCAGUGGGCAGAGUGUGUGAGGUCACCGCUGACCUGCUCUGACCUCAGCGCUGACCUGACCAACGCCAGCUGCACCCCCGGGUGCCAGUGUCCUGCUGGCCUACUGCUCCAGGACCGGCACUGCGUCUCUGAGUCCCAGUGUCGCUGUGAGGUGGAGGGGACACAGCACGAGCCGGGGCAGACCGUCACCAGGGACUGCAACAACUGCACCUGUGUGUCCGGGCGUCUGAUGAACUGCACUGACAUGGCCUGUAACGUGGAUGGCCAUUGGUCGACGUGGACGCCGUGGAGCGAGUGUUCUGUGACGUGCGGCCCGGGGCUGCAGGCCCGGUACCGGUUCUGUUCUGACCCGGAGAGAUCCGGGAGCGGGCUGCCCUGUCUGGGGCCCGACCGGGAGGACCAGGUCUGCGUGCUGCCUGCCUGCGACCGGAACGGGGGCUGGGGCGACUGGACCGAGUGGACGGACUGUACCAAGUCGUGCGGCGGGGGGGUGAGGACCCGUCGGCGGGAAUGUGACAGUCCGGCGCCCGAGGGGGAGGGGGACUACUGCGAGGGCCAGGGGACGGAGAUCUCGCUCUGCAACGUCGACCACUGCCCAGUGGCCCCCUGCACGGAGGUCCCAGGAACAGCCUUCAGCAGCUGUGGCCCCUCCUGCCCUCGCUCCUGCGAUGACCUGGCCUUCUGUGACUGGCGCUGUGAGCCUGGGUGUUACUGCACGGGGGGGAAGGUCCUGAGUGACAACGGGACGUCCUGUGUGGAGACAGAGCGCUGCCCCUGUCUGGACCUCAGCACCGGCCAGCGCCUGCCCCCCGGGGCCACCGUCCCGCACACCGACGGCUGCAACAACUGUACCUGUGAGGAAGGAAAGCUCUCCUGUGGCAGUGGUCCUUGUCCAGUGGAUGGUGGGUGGUGUGAGUGGUCCAGCUGGACCCCGUGCUCUCGGACCUGUGGGGCGGAGAGGGUGUCCCGCUACAGGAGCUGUGGAUGCCCUGAGCCCCAGGCAGGGGGAGCGGCCUGCCCCGGGGUGCAGGAGCAGCACGGGGGGGUGGGGGUGCAGAUCCAGAGACAGCCCUGCCCCGGCAUCAGCUUCUGCCCAGUCCAUGCUCGUGGGGGUCCUGGGGCCCCCUGGUCGGAGUGUGACGUGUGCGGGGGGGAGAGUGUGCGGAGCAGGGAGUGUAACAGCCCCCCCGCCCGGUUCGGAGGCCUGCCCUGCCUGGGGGAGGGGCGCCAGAGCCGCGGUUGCCACGACAACGUCACCGACUGCUCGGAGUGCGGCGGCGGUCAGGAAGAGUGGCCUUGUGGGAAGCCGUGCCCGCGCGCCUGCUCGGAUCUCCACGUCGACACCGUGUGCGUAGACUCACCUGAGUGUCGCCCCUCCUGCGGUUGCCCCGGCAACCAGGUACUGCAGGACGAGCAGUGUGUGCAGCUGGACGAGUGUCGCUGUAAAUUCCACAACAACACAGCAGCUGACUUACUGGACUCAGGUAACUCCACCUGGACGUGGCCUGGCCUCCCGGACUGGCAGUACGCAGAGCCUGGAGCGACCGUCAUCAGCGCCUGCAACAACUGCACUUGUGAAGAGGGGGUCCUGCAGUGUCAAUCAGUUCCCGGUUGCCAUGUGGACGGUGGCUGGAGCCAAUGGGGCGCGUGGUCGGAAUGUUCAGCUUCGUGCGGGGGCGGAGUCACACUCCGGUCACGGCAGUGCGAUAACCCCACCCCCCAGAGCGGUGGGAGGGGCUGCGCGGGCGUAUCCGAGCAACAGAAGGACUGCAACUCCCAGCACUGCACUGGCCCCGGCCCCUGGUUCGACUGGUCGCCCUGGUCCGUGUGUUCGGUGAGCUGCGGGGGGGGCGAGCAGUCCCGGACUCGAGAGUGCCACUCCCCCCCCUGUCCCGGGAUGAGGAGGCAGAGCAAGACCUGCAACACCCAGGUCUGCCUCGAUGUGGGCUGCCCCCCCGGGCGUCUGUACCGCGAGUGUGAACGCGGGGAGGGCUGCCCCUUCAGCUGCUCCCAGGUCAGCGGGAAGGAGGGCUGCUACUCCGAGGGCUGUGAGGAGGGGUGCCACUGCCCCCCCCAGACCUUCCAGCACCGGGGGGCCUGCCUGCAGGAGUGCCCCUGUGAGGUGGACCAGGAGCUGUUGUCCUUGCUACAGAACGUGUCGAUGACCUCUGACCCCCAAGACGCAGGACCGCAGAACCUGACAGAGGGGGCCGUGCUGCUGUCGGGGGAGACUCUCGUGCACCAGUGCAGCUCCUGCUCCUGUCAGCACGGACGCUGGAACUGCUCCCUGGAGCCCUGCCCUCAGGACGGGGGCCUGUCUUCCUGGGGCCCCUGGGCGCCCUGCUCGCUGUCCUGCGGGGGCCUGGGGCAGAAGCAUCGCUCCCGGAGCUGCACCGACCCCGCCCCGGCGCACGGCGGGCGGGACUGCCGGGGCCCGCUCAGGGAGAGCGCCUACUGCCAGGCGCCCGACUGCCCAGUGGUCACCGUUCCCACAGACGAGCCAGCUGUUCCAGAUGAGGAUUUGGGGUUCUCUGCGUGGUCGGUGUGGAGUCCCUGUUCUCGCUCCUGCACUGACACCCUGAAUCCGGCCCUGAAGUCUCGGCAGAGGGAGUGUCUCCAUCCACCCUGCGCCGGGGAGAUCCGCCAGGAGAGAGCCUGCAACCUGCCCCAGUGCCCUGACGGGGGGCCCUGCCGGGGCGAGGGCUGUGCGCAGAGGAACUGCUCCUGGACGGACUGGGGGGACUGGGGUGCGUGCACGCGCUCCUGCGGGGUGGGACAGCAGGCCCGGAUCAGGACCUACCUCUCGCCGGGCGUCAACGGCUCCUGGUGCGAGGGCAUCCUGGGAGGGAACGUGGAGAGCCGCUUCUGCAACAUCCGCGCCUGCCGAGUGGACGGGGGCUGGUCCCGCUGGAGCCCCUGGUCUCGCUGCGAUAAGCAGUGUGGGGGGGGCCGCUCCAUCAGGACCCGCUCCUGCUCCAGCCCGCCUCCCAAAAACGGCGGGAGCAACUGUGCCGGGGAGAAGAACCAGGUGAAGCCCUGCAACACCAAGCCCUGUGACGACGGAGGCUGCCCGGCGGGUCAGGAGUUCGUGUCCUGCGCUAACGAGUGUCCGCAGCGCUGCGCUGACCUGCAGGAGGGCAUCCGCUGCCAGCAGGCCACGGAGUGCCAGCCCGGCUGCCGCUGCCCGCAGGGGCAGCUGCAGCAGCAGGGCGUGUGUGUGCAGAGGUGGCAGUGUGACUGUGUGGACGCCCUGGGGCAGAGCUGGGCCGCGGGCAGCUGGCACCAGCACGACUGCAACAACUGCAGCUGCGCAGACGGAACGCUGGCCUGCACCAAUCAGAGCUGCGGGGGGGCCGGCUGCACCUGGAGCUCCUGGUCGUCCUGGGCGCCCUGCAGCGCCACCUGUGGGUCGGGGGAGAGAACGCGCUUCAGGUCGCUGAUCCCCGACUCGGACGAGGCGGACUGCCAGUUUGAGGAGGUCCAGAACAAGCCGUGUGACCCGGGGCGGUGCCCCCCUCUCUGUCUCCACGACAACCGGGAGCUGUCAAUCGGAGCCACGUGGCUGGAAGGGGAGUGUGAGCAGUGCACCUGCACCCCCGAGGGAGACUACUGCCAGGACAUCGACUGUCAGGUGGAUGGCGGCUGGACUCCGUGGUCCGUGUGGUCCGACUGCCCCGUGACCUGCGGGCGAGGGGCCCAGGUCCGAACCCGCGCCUGCAUCAACCCCCCGCCUCGCAACAACGGGACGCACUGCCCGGGUCCUGAGAGGGAGGCGCAGGACUGCCACGUCCCCCCCUGCCUCGAUGACCUUUGCCCCUGGGCGCGGUGGUCCCCCUGCUCGCGGGGCUGUGGCGCGGGAGUGACGUCACGGCGGCGUGUGUGUGCGUGUGACGGGCCGGGGGAGAGCGCCUGCCCCCCCGCCAUCCAGGAGGAGCGGCGGAAAGAGGAGACGCGGCUCUGCUACGAGCGGCCCUGCCCCGACUGCCCCAUGUCAGCGUGGAGUGAGUGGACCCUCUGCUCCUGCGUGUCCCAGAGACGGCACCGGCACCGCGCACCGCUCUCUCCCGCCAUCAGGGGGCAGCAGUGCCCAGGGCUGGAGACACAGAGCCAGGCCUGUGAGACGGGGGACUGUGAGGACUGCCAGGAGCCGUUCGAGUUCUCCGAGUGUGGCGCCCCCUGUGAGAAGCAGUGUGCACUGCGGGGGCGGACGGACGCCUGUGCCGGAGCCCCGCAGUGCACACCUGGGUGCUACUGCCCUCAGGGCCUGCUGCAGCAGAACGGCUCGUGCGUUCCCCCGGAGCGGUGUGGCUGUGUGCAUCUGCAGCUCCUGGACACCGGGAGGCCCGUUGCUGUCACUGUCCAGGAGGGGGCGCUGGUGACCGUGGGCUGCAGCUCUUGCCUCUGUCAGAACGGGAUCUUGCACUGUGAUGACCGCGCCUGUGAAGCGUCUCUGAGCGAGUGGUCAGAGUGGACCCCCUGCUCCCCGUGCGUGCCGGCCUCCACCCUGCGGCCCGCCCUGGCCCCCCUGGCCCCGCCGGGCUCCUCCGGGCUCCUGUCCGUGCAGCGCCGGUUCCGGGCGUGCCUGGACCUGGACUCGGGAAUGCCGGUGCGGAACGAGACGGCGCAGUGCCCCGGGGACCUGGAGGAGGAGCGGCUAUGCCCGGAUCCCACCGCCUGCCAGGAUCUGUGCCAGUGGAGCGUGUGGGGUCCUUGGAGCGCCUGCCGGGAGCCGUGCAGCGGAGGAUUCAGGCAGCGACACAGACAGCCCCAGGUCAACCCUCCAGGACCCCGUUGUCGCUGGCAACAGUCGCAGACACAGAGCUGCAACACUGCACUUUGCCCAGGAGAACGCUGUGAGGACAGGGGGCGGGCCUUCCGCGUCGACUGCGCCAAUCAGUGUCCCCGGAGCUGCGCCGACCUCUGGGAGCACGUGCAGUGUCUGCAGGGACCCUGUCACCAAGGCUGUCGAUGUCCGGACGGCUGGCUGCUCCAGGACGGAGAGUGCGUGGAGGUUUCUGCGUGUCGCUGCGGCAUUCCCGCGGAGAACGGCACUCUGGAGAUCUUACCUGGCGGAAACGUCACCGUGGACUGCAACACCUGCCGGUGUGAGAACGGCUCUCUGCUCUGCUCGGACCGGCCCUGCCCCGCGUACGGGCCCUGGGGCCCCUGGACCGGCUGCUCCUCCUCCUGUGGGACGGGCCAGAGGAACCGCAGCAGGCCCUGCGAGGAGAGGGAGGGGGGCCCGCCCUGCGCCGAAACCAUCCAGCACCAGCCCUGCCUGCUGCCCGCCUGUCCGGAGGGCUGUGUUCUGAGUGAGUGGUCGGCCUGGAGUCUCUGCAGCGCCUCCUGUGGUGGAGGACUGUCAGUGCGGAACAAGACCCUGUUACAGCCGCCCCAGCCCGGCGGCCAGGACUGCCCCUCUCCACUGGAGCAGCACACUGCCUGUAACACACAGGGCUGUGAUCCAGAGUGCCCUGACGACCAGGUGUUCAGUACCUGUGCCAGCUCCUGCCCCUACGCCUGUGAGGACCUGUGGCCCGAGGCCCAGUGUGUCCCGGGACCCUGCCGGCCGGGCUGCACCUGCCCCCCGGGGAAGGUGCUGUUGGAAGGCUUGUGUGUUCCCCACGGCUCCUGCCCCUGCUCCUCCCUCUCUUUUCAUGGGGUCCUAAACCUGACCCUUGAUGAACCCCGAGACCUGAUCCCUCCCGGGACUGUGGUGCAGCAACUCUGUAACACCUGUGUCUGUGAUGGAGGUGUGUUCUUCUGCACUGAGGACUCGUGUGACGUGGACUGCGUGUGGGGCAGCUGGGCGGACUGGAGCCCCUGCUCUGUGAGCUGUGGAUCUGGGGAGCAGACAUCGGGCCGGGUGGUCCAGCGGGCCCGUCAGUACGGCGGGGCGGAGUGCCAGGGCCCCGCCCGGCGCUCCAGAGACUGCCAGGCCCCGGACUGCGCGUGCCCGGCGGGGGAGCGCUGGUCGAGGGGGGGGCCGGGGGCGGGGCCGGCCUGCGAGCGGAGCUGCCGGGAGAUGUACGAGGCCACGCCCCAGAACUGCAGCGCGCGCGCGGAGGAGCAGGGGUGCGUGUGCGCGGAGGGGCUCUACCGAAACACGGCGGGGCGCUGCGUGAUCGCCGCGCGCUGCGAGUGCUACGAGGAGGGGGCGUGGAGAGAGGCCGGGACGGAGUGGGAGGAGGGCUGCCAGGCCUGCCGCUGUGUCAACGGUCGGAAGGAGUGCCGGUCCGGGUGUCCGCCGCUGCUCUGCGACGAGGGGGAAGUGAAAGUCGAGGAGGCAGGAAGCUGCUGUCCGGUCUGCAGGAAGGAGUUCCCAGGGGAACCGGCGGCUGAGUGCAGGCGCUACACGGAGGUCAGGAACAUCACUAAGGGAGACUGUCGUCUUGACAACGUGGAAGUCAGCUACUGCAGGGGGCGCUGUUUGUCCAGGACCAACGUCAUCCUGGAGGAGCCGUACCUGCAGGCCAUGUGUGACUGCUGCAGCUACAGACUGGACCCCCGCAGCCCCGUGCGUUUCCUCAGCCUGCGCUGUGACAGCGGGGAGACGGAGCCCGUGGUCCUGCCCGUCAUACACAGCUGCGAGUGCACCAGCUGCCAGGGGGGGGACCUAUCCAGACGCUGAACGUGCUCCAGAAGACGGACGGACAGCUCUGGACAGACGGACGGACAUAGCCGCUCUGUGUGUCCUUGAACUAAAUCGUGUCGUAGCCUGUAGUCAUUAUAUGACUGAAAUCACUUUUUAUAGAGGGCCUUAUGAUGCUCAGAG
Messenger RNA from Conger conger (European conger), 17265 nucleotides. RefSeq names its product SCO-spondin (gene sspo). Gene Ontology annotation, cellular component: extracellular matrix. Lineage: Eukaryota; Metazoa; Chordata; Actinopteri; Anguilliformes; Congridae. The record is from RefSeq and is a predicted model, not a curated record. Gene Ontology annotation, molecular function: protein binding.